Molecule: messenger RNA, 762 nt
Organism: Setaria italica (foxtail millet)
Lineage: Eukaryota; Viridiplantae; Streptophyta; Magnoliopsida; Poales; Poaceae
Product: E3 ubiquitin-protein ligase Os06g0535400
Exons: 1
Coding region: 1-762 (253 amino acids)
Source: RefSeq, a predicted model, not a curated record
AUGGAGGGUUGCGUGACCCGCGCGUGCGCGCUGGCCAUCGCCACCGCGGCGUGCGUCUGCCUCCCCGGCGCGCUCGUCUACGCGAUCGUCCGGGUCGCGGCGGCGCGGCGCUUCGGCGCCACCUUCGCGCUCGCCAUCGUCCUCGUCUUCUGGUUCACCGUCAGCGCCGCUUACUACCCGCGCGUCUGCGCCGACCUCAUCCCCUGGUCCGCGCUGCUGCGCCGCCUCCGUCGCCAGCGCGCGCCGCGCCCCAGGCACCACCCGCCCGGUGGCGGCGCUGGCGCCGUCGUCGCCGCCAGUAGCGCCAUGGCGUUGCCGCUGCCUGCAGUGGCGGAAAGACAAGGAGGCCACGGCGGCACGACCACGCUUCCGCAGAAUCCGCCGCUUGUGCCGCCGCCGCCGCUGCCGUGCGUCGUCACUAAUGGCACCCUGGCGUCGUACGGCCGGCGGCAGCGGGACGACGGCGCCCUGUUGCCGCUGUUCGUGGUGCGGAGACAAGGCUACGGCGGCAUGGACGCGCUUCCCCGGGAGCCACCGGCCGCGCGGGCGGCGGACGACGGCGAGGCGCCGUGCAAGCGCUGCGCGGUGUGCCUGUGCGACGUGGAGAAGGUGGAGACGGCGGCGUGGCUGCCGGUGUGCCUGCACAUGUUCCACCGCCACUGCAUCGACCAGUGGCUGCACCAGCACGGCCACUCGACGUGCCCGAUCUGCCGGUGCGACGCCUUAGCCGCGCCGCUGCCGGGAGACGGCGGCGAUAUCUGA